AAUGCAUAUUGCUGACUCCUCAAUUUUCGAUACUCUGGCCAGCGUAUAAAUACCGGCCAGCCAUAACGAUGAGGUACCAGUGUCAGUUGAACUACCAAGUAUCAACAUGAAGUCUUCUUUGGUUAUUGCAUCUGUCCUCUUGGCCGGCGUGGCUCUGGGAGUUAAUGCCUACAGAAUCAACAACAACAACAACAACAACAACCAGGAUGAAAUCCACAACCAGUGGUUCCGUUUCCAACAAACAGACUCCAGUGAUGAAUCGUUGAAUCUGGGCACGAUGCUUUUCGAACAGAAAACCGAUGAUUCCAAAAUCAAUAACAACAAUGACCAAUUAAACAAGCGCAUCAUGAACAACGACGACAGCUCCGAAUCAACAUUCAGCAACCAUAAGUUCCAGAACCACCAACACGACGAGACCCAUUUCAGUUCAAACGAAAACUUAACCCAACGACAACGUCAACAACAACAACAACAGCAGCAGCCACAACAACAACAGUAUUUAAGCCAAAACCGGGCUACUAGUGGUCAAUCUUCCAACGGACUCACCAAGAAAAUCACCGACAAAAUCGCCGCUAUCCAUCAAAUCGCCCGUAACAUCAAAAACUUCAACGGAGCGUUGGACGUUGCCCGAGAUUCCGUCAAGUUGUCCGCAAACAAUUUCGUGACGUUCUACAACUCAACCAUGAACAACCUCAACAGCGGUGAAUUGAAAUACAUGUACUUGAACCCCGAAACAGACACUGUGGUCGCCCAGUGCCAUUUCAACCACUUAGAAACCGUCGGAUCGUUCAAAUCUGACGUCCAAGACGCCCGAUCGGGUUACUAUACAAUUAUCAUGAACAACGUGAACAGUAACUUGUCCACCGGAUUCUAUGACGACAGACACUCCGUGGUCAGGCCAGCAAAAUUCCAAUACGCCGACGCCAACAUCAAGACCCAAGACGGUUCCACAACUCAAGCAUUCGACUCAGCUCUGAAAAGAUUUUUGGGAGUGUUAGCCACCGCUGUGUCCAAGGAAGUGAAGAUGUACACCAGAAAUACCGUACUCGUCCAGAUUAAAAACGAAAUCGUCAAACCAAUCGUUUUACAGAACACAGAAAACAACAAGUUAUUCGACUUGAUGUGGCAGGAAGGCAACGUCGCCAUGGAAAUGCCCAACAUCGGUUACCAGAACUUACAACUAGACUCCGCCACUGAACAAUUGUUCAAGUCGAUGACUUUCCAGAGUAAAUCGCAAAACUCUUACACAACGUCUUAUGACUUCGCUCUUAACAACCUGGAAUGGACCUCCACUAUGACAGUCACUUCAGCUGGUAAGAGAACAGCCAUUCCUCUCACAAAAUUCAACGUUGAGAAAAUCGACAUCCAAGCCAACUUCAACAAAUUGUCCUUCGAUAAACAACAGUCAUGUGACGAUAUCACAGUCAACGUCAAUGUACGUGGUCUAAACUACGACUUGGACGACAACCUCCUGUCCGAAGUCGUGUCCGAAAUCGAUAACAAUCUCCAACGUUUCAUCCAACACAAUUUGGAAUCCAACAUCCAAACAGCUUUGAAACAAAUCUUUUGCAACAAUCAUUAUAACAAAUAUUAAUUUUACUCAUUUAAUGAUUUUAUAAAUGCUAAUUUCGUAUACAAAUUAUAGAUCA
Myzus persicae (green peach aphid) is the source of this 1649-nucleotide messenger RNA. RefSeq lists its product as uncharacterized. The record is from RefSeq and is a predicted model, not a curated record. NCBI's taxonomy places the organism in Eukaryota, Metazoa, Arthropoda, Insecta, Hemiptera, Aphididae. The transcript has 2 exons. Bases 107 to 1594 code for a protein of 495 amino acids.